CUAGCGUCGUGUCGAGGCCCGGGCCGCGCGGCGUGCAGUGCUGCCCCGACCAGCCGCAGCAAUGCACCGGUGACGCCCUACUAUGGCCGCGGGCAGCCCGCGCUAGUUUUACAGCAGCCAUGCGCAUCGGGCUGGCAUUCGUGCUCCUCCUCGGCACGAGGGCCCAGCUCGAAAUCCGAGUCGACGACCGCACCGUUAUAUAUAAUGGCGGCGCGAACUACACCGCUUCACUUCAAUUCUGCGACCAGCACAACAUUCCGGACGCGGACGCGUGCGCGUGGGAUAUACUGCAAACGAGCGGCGCCACCAAUGGCCAACUGAUCCAGGAGGCCUGGGCUUUAUUACCAGACGCCUACGUUGACGUGAAACAAGCGCGCGCCACCGUAUCCGAGCUGCAACGGCGCGUCUCCUCGUUGACACCGUUCGCGCUCGACGAUGAUAGCGUGCCCGUCCUCCAGCCGCACUGGCGGCUGGCCUUCUCCGGCGGUACUGGUGAUGAAGUCUCGUCCAUUUUACGAGGCUGGGGCCGCCUCUAUUCGCAUGCUUUGUUCCAUGCGCUCGCGGAGCCUCACGUACGUCGCAGCAGACCUAAGGUUGGGUUCGCGUCCUCUUGGUUCUGCAACUCCGCUAUUGGGCGGCUGUACACGGGAUUACUGGAAAAGAUCGAUAAAUCAAAGUUCGACGUCUACGUCUUCCACGUGCGGGAGCCCUCCGGGCGUUUAAAAAGAGACUUCUUCACGGACGCCAUCGACGCGGUGAGUACUUCACAAGUGCUACCGAGGGAUUUGAGUGAAGCCCGGGCCAUCAUCGCCUCAAGUCAAUUGGAUAUUCUGGUGUUUACGGACAUUGGGAUGGAGCCUUUUACUUAUGCUCUAGCUUUCAGUCGGUUCGCCCCGAUACAAUGCGUCUUCUGGGGCCACCCGACGACGUCCGGUAUUCCCGGCCACGCGAUUGAUUAUUACGUCGUCAUGGACGCCGCCGAGGACGACCGAGGGUAUUCUAGAUAUGCGGAGCAAUUAGUACGAUUAGAUACAUUAGGAGCGUUCUACUUCAGUAACGAGAGCGGCCAGUACCGUCCUUCGAAAAAACGCGAGGACUAUGCGCAGGAAAUGGAUUUGCCUUCUUCAGGACAUAUCUACGCGAUCCCGCAGCACUGCCUCAAGUUCCAUCCAAUGUUCGACGAGGCUUUGGUGAAAAUUCUCGCGUUGGAUCGGGACGCGAUACUCGUCGUCAAGAACUGCAGUACGUCCAUAAGAGUGGAGGAGCGUCUCGCGAAAAGCAUUGAUAUUAGUGGAAGAAUCAUCCGCGUCCCGCAGCUCUCGCUCCAAGAUUAUGUGAGGCUCUUCGGCGGGUCGCAAGUCGCGCUCGAGACCUUCCCCUUUGGGGGGUCCAUUACCUCGUUAGAUGCGUUCGAGGGAGGCACGCCCGUCGUUUCUAUGAAACAAUUCCGAGGAAGGCCGGCGCUGACUGUCGCGCUCUACGACAUCAUGGACGUAUCCUGCUGCGUAGCAGAUGGAAUAGACGACUACGUCCAAAGGGCCGUGCGCAUCGCGUCGGAUCCUUCCCUCCGGUCAUCGAUCCGCUCUUCAUUGGAUGCGGCGCGCUUCCGCCUCUACGAGUCCAUUGACGCCGUGUUGGAGAUCGAGGCCUUCUUCUCCAGAAGUCUUAAGUUGUUAUAACAUUACGCGCC
Messenger RNA from Pelagomonas calceolata, 1690 nucleotides. The record is from the annotation of a GenBank genome assembly. NCBI's taxonomy places the organism in Eukaryota, Pelagophyceae, Pelagomonadales, Pelagomonadaceae.